AUGUCGUUCAAAACUCCUUCGGAAGAUCCUCCAAAGCAUGAGAUGGCCUAUUUCCCUGACAUGACCACGUCCUUGCCGAGCACUUCAGGAAAGUUUCGACGAGUGCUAUGGACAGGAUUGUACUCGCAGCUAGUACUGAUGACAGUACCUGUUGGUGGUGAUAUUGGAGAUGAGGUACAUACCGUCGAUCAGAUCCUCACCUUUACCUCUGGAAUAGGCAAGGCCACAAUCGCAGGAAAGGAUCAAGAUGUCAAGGCAGGAGACUUGAUCAUCGUCCCAGCUGGCACUCAGCACCAGUUUGUGAAUACCGGCCCUACACCACUCAUCCUAUAUACAGUGUACAGCCCUGCUGAGCACAAGCCAACCUCCGUCCACGACACGAAGGAACAGGGUGACAAGGAGGAAGAAGAUGGCAUUGAUGAGGCCCCAGAAUGGUCGCAGCGAAGCAAACAGGAGAACGAGAAGCUCGGGCUUGUCAAGGCAGAAGAACACUAG
This is a messenger RNA of Lithohypha guttulata, 495 nucleotides long. RefSeq lists its product as uncharacterized. NCBI's taxonomy places the organism in Eukaryota, Fungi, Ascomycota, Eurotiomycetes, Chaetothyriales, Trichomeriaceae. The record is from RefSeq and is a predicted model, not a curated record. The transcript has 2 exons. Bases 1 to 495 code for a protein of 164 amino acids.